Rhipicephalus microplus (southern cattle tick) is the source of this 1274-nucleotide messenger RNA. Its product is annotated as AH receptor-interacting protein. Lineage: Eukaryota; Metazoa; Arthropoda; Arachnida; Ixodida; Ixodidae. The record is from RefSeq and is a predicted model, not a curated record. Gene Ontology annotation, molecular function: peptidyl-prolyl cis-trans isomerase activity; protein binding.
ACGUCCGCUCUGAGCGUUCUGUUCGUUCAUGUUUUUGUGCGCAUCGGCCGGUGGAACAUUUGCUAGGACAAGUAAGUCUUUGCUGACAGAAACAGAAUGAUCAACCGUUUCUCCUAGCUGCUCUGGAUCGCGCGCAGCUGACGCUUGUGAGCGCGGCGAGCGCCAGUCUCGCGUGCAAACAUGAACGCAGCGAUAUCGAAGUUCGUUCAGAAGAAGGUCGUCUACCCCGGUGUCGGCGAGAUCCCACGCUUCGAGAAAGGUGCCAAGUGCACGUUUCACUUUUGCGUGAAGCGCCUAAGCACCGACGAUGACGAUCCUGACGGUGUUAUCGACGACAGCCGCAAGCUUGGGCGCCCCAUGGAACUGCUCAUAGGCAAGGAGUUCAAACUACCCAUUUGGGAGCAGUGCAUAAAAUCUAUGAAGGUUAAGGAGGUCGCCGAGUUCACGAUAAACAAAUGUUUGCUGGACAACUACACGCUCGUGUCGCAGAGCUACCGAGCCUUCGCGGGCGUCGGAAAGCCGCACAAACGCAGGUGUUGCGGCAUGAUGGAGGAGAAGUUCACCACUGGUCACGAAGACCUUGAUAAGUUGGCGGAGAAACUAGUGGACUUAUCGUGCACCUUCGAACUGGUCAAAGUGGAAGAGCCGGGUGAAUACGAAAAGGACGUCUGGGCGAUGACGGCCGAAGAGAGGCUAAGUGCUGUACCUACCCUGAAGGAGCAGGGCAAUCAAGCUUUUCAAGCGGGCGACAUGGACACAGCCAUGAACAAGUACCGGGAAGCCCUGGAGCACUUGGAAAACUUGCUGCUUCGCGAGAAACCUGGCGACGAAGAGUGGAACGAAUUGUACAGAAUGAAAGUGCCGAUCCUUCUGAACUACUCGCAGUGCCUCCUUAAUCAGGGUGAAUACUACGAAGUCAUACGUCACACUUCCGAAGUGCUCAGUAAGGAUCCCAACAACGCGAAGGCCCUGUUCCGGCGGGCGAAGGCCUACUUCGGAUCUUGGAGUCCGCAUGAGUGUCGCGCGGAUCUGCUGAAACUUCAGGAGGCCGACCCGUCCCUUUCCAAGGUUGUGAGCAACGAGCUCAAGAAGCUCGAAGCUGAAGAAAAGAAAAAGAACAAGGAGGACAGUACCAAACUGAUGAGCAUGUUCAAGUGAGCAACUGUGUCGUGCCUGUACAUGCAAGUUCUCUGAGAAUGGCCGCGUAUGCGCGCAAAAGAGCUUUUCGUGCUAGUCGAGGUUGAAGAAAAUAAAUUUAUACUAUUUGUUAGCAA